Otolemur garnettii (small-eared galago) is the source of this 1708-nucleotide messenger RNA. RefSeq names its product matrix metallopeptidase 28 (gene MMP28). The coding region runs from base 20 to 1582 and encodes 520 amino acids. The transcript is spliced from 8 exons. Gene Ontology annotation, molecular function: metalloendopeptidase activity; zinc ion binding. The record is from RefSeq and is a predicted model, not a curated record. Gene Ontology annotation, cellular component: extracellular matrix. Gene Ontology annotation, biological process: extracellular matrix organization; collagen catabolic process; proteolysis. NCBI's taxonomy places the organism in Eukaryota, Metazoa, Chordata, Mammalia, Primates, Galagidae.
CGGCAGGGAAGCCGGAGAGAUGGUCGCGCGUGUGGUCCUCCUGCUGCGCGCCUUGCCGCUGCUGCUGUGCCGCCGCCUGGACGCCGAGCCCGCGGAGCAAGUAGGCCGGGAGCAGCGCGAGGAGGCGGAGGCAUUCCUGGAGAAGUACGGAUACCUCAGUGAACACCGGCUCAAAGCUCCCACCUCCACUCGAUUCGGCAAUGCCAUCAGAGAGUUUCAGUGGGUGUCCCAGCUACCGGUCAGUGGUGUGCUGGACCGUGCCACCCUGCGCCAGAUGACUCGCCCCCGCUGUGGGGUUGCAGACACUGACACUCAUGUGGCCUGGACUGAGAGGAUCAGUGUCCUGUUUGCUGGACGCCGGGCCAAAAUGAGGCGUAAGAAACGCUUUGCAAAGCAAGGCAACAAAUGGUACAAACAACAUCUCUCCUACCGCCUGGUGAACUGGCCCGAGCGCCUACCAGAGCCGGCAGUUCGGGGGGCCGUGCGUGCUGCCUUCCAGUUGUGGAGCAACGUCUCGGCACUGGAGUUCUGGGAGGCCCCAGCCACGGGCCCCGCUGACAUCCGCCUCACCUUCUUCCAAGGGGACCACAACGAUGGACUGAGCAACGCGUUCGAUGGCCCAGGGGGCGCCCUGGCACAUGCCUUCCUGCCCCGCCGUGGUGAAGCGCACUUCGACCAAGACGAGCGGUGGUCCUUUAGCCGCCGUCGCGGGCGCAACUUGUUCGUGGUGCUAGCGCAUGAGAUCGGCCACACGCUCGGCCUCACCCACUCGCCGGCGCCACGCGCGCUAAUGGCGCCUUACUACAAGAGGCUGGGCCGCGACGCGCUACUCAGCUGGGACGACGUGCUGGCUGUGCAGAGCCUGUACGGGAAGCCUCUGGGGGGCUCAGUGGCCAUCCAGCUCCAAGGAAAGCAGUUUACUGACUUUGAGGCCUGGGACCCCCACAGCCCCCAGGGCAGGCGCCCUGAAACCCAGGGCCCUAAAUACUGCCACUCUUCCUUUGAUGCCAUCACUGUAGAUGGGCAACAGCGACUAUACAUUUUUAAAGGGAACCACUUCUGGGAGGUGGCAGCUGAUGGCAACGUCUCAGAGUCCCGCCUACUACAGGAGAGGUGGGUAGGGCUGCCCCCCAACAUUGAGGCUGCUGCAGUGUCACUGGAAGAUGGAGAUUUCUACUUCUUCAAAGGGAGCAGAUGCUGGAGGUUCCGGGGCCCCAAGCUAGUGUGGGGUUUCCCUCAGCUGUGCAGGGCAGGAGGCCUGCCCCGCCAUCCCGAUGCAGCCCUCUUCUUCACUCCUCUGCGCCGCCUCAUCCUCUUCAAAGGUGCCCACUACUACGUGCUGGCCCAAGGGGGACUGCAAGUGGAGCCCUACUACCCUCGCAGUCUGCAGGACUGGGGCGGUGUCCCUGAGGAGGUCAGCGGUGCCCUGCCAAGGCCUGAUGGCUCCAUCAUCUUCUUCAGAGAUGACCGAUAUUGGCACCUUGACCAGGCCAAACUGCGGGUGACCACCUCAGGCCGAUGGGCCACUGAACUGCCCUGGAUGGGCUGCUGGCAUGGCAACUCAGGGGGUGCUCUGUUCUGAAGGCACCUCCCCACCUGAUGAACCCUUGGUGCCUUCAGGGCCAACGUGUUUCCCCUGUCCCAGGGGCAGAACCUGUCUUGGCUGCCUCUGAGCCUCCCUGCGGAAGACCAGGCAGCAAAUCUGCCU